Molecule: messenger RNA, 2473 nt
Organism: Nymphaea colorata (pocket water lily)
Lineage: Eukaryota; Viridiplantae; Streptophyta; Magnoliopsida; Nymphaeales; Nymphaeaceae
Product: zinc finger CCCH domain-containing protein 18-like
Exons: 8
Coding region: 196-1941 (581 amino acids)
Molecular function (GO): metal ion binding; RNA binding
Source: RefSeq, a predicted model, not a curated record
GACAGAUUCUGUCCGUCUUUCGCCUUCUUAGAUGAUGGUGUUUGUUGCAGGAAGAGGAGAGAGAGAGAGAGAGAGUAGUAUAAUAGGGUGGCAAUCAUGGAGGUUCUAGGCCUGGACUGGUCCAUCUGAGUUUCUGCCUGCUGCAAGAGGAAAAGUAGGCCUGGCAGCUGUGGCCUUCUGUAACUAUUUAGUCAUAUGGUUCUGUAUGUGACGGUUGCAGGAAGGAUUCAAAUGGAUGUGCACGAGGCAACAAGGAUCGUAUUCAGCAGAAUACAGAAGCUGGAGCCAGAACUUGCUUCAAAGAUCAUUGGGGUCCUACUGUUACAAGACCAUGGUGAUAGAGAGAUGAUCAGACUAGCGUUCGGUCCAGACAAUCUGAUCCAUUCUCUCAUCAACAAAGCAAAACCGAAUCUCAGUUCGCUCUGUGCUAAAAUUCCGGCAGCAUCUCAUUCGCUCUUGGCCCCAUUUAGUUCAUCACCUGGUUCUGAUCUGGCUCUUCAGUUCACCCCAUAUCCUCCUGCUUCACCUCGGUCCUUUUCUUCCCCAGCUAGUUUCCUGGCUUCUUCUACAUUCUGGGAGCCCCCACAUUUAGGCGAGCAGCAAGCCAUUCUCAACCCCGAUUAUGUCCCCCCUGCAUACCCUGAAUCACUCGGAGAAGAAUUUGGCCUUCGUAACCAUGCGCAGUUGCUUAGUUUACAGGAUCGAGUCGAUCCCAUCUUCUCUGCAGGAGCAGAAUUUGCUAAUGGCAAGUUUUACGCCGAGCCCACAUUGAGCUCAAGGACAAGUAGAAGAUCUCCCAGUCUUCCUGAAUUCCCUUUAAAACCAUGCUUGUAUUUCGCCAGGGGCUAUUGCAAGCAUGGCAAUAACUGCAGGUUUUUCCAUAGCCAAUCGAUGCAGGACACAUUAUCAGAAAUCCUCAAUGCUAGUCAGGCAGACUUCGGAAACGAAGAGCAUGUGUUCUCUCCUGGGACUCUCGAGAGGCUGGAGUUGGAUCUUGCCCAGCUCCUGCGAGCAAAACAUACCCCUGUUUCCAUUGCCUCACUGCCUCAGCUUUACUACGAGAGAUAUGGAAGGACGCUUCAGGCAGAAGGCUAUCUCACUGAGAGCCAGAGACACGGCAAAUCUGGUCACAGUCUCACAAAGUUGCUUGCUCGGAUGAAGACUAUUAUGGUUAUUGAGCGGCCUCAUGGGCAGCAUGUGGUUGUUUUAGCAGAGGACGCACAUAGAUACUUGGACUGUAGAAGUGAAAGGAGUGACCUUGGUGGGAUCGUCUCCGGAUCUCGACAGAUUUAUCUAACUUUUCCAGCAGAAAGCACUUUCACAGAGGAAGAUGUCUCUAACUAUUUCAGAAAUUAUGGGCCUGUUCAGGAUGUGAGGAUACCCUGUCAGCAGAAAAGGAUGUUUGGAUUCGUCACCUUUAUGUUCCCUGAGACUGUGAGGAUAAUCCUGACUAAAGGGAAUCCUCAUUUUGUUUGUGGUGCUCGAGUGCUUGUCAAGCCUUACAGGGAGAAGUCCAGACUUGUGGAUAGGAAAUACCAAGAUAGGCUUGAUCCAUCAAUGUAUUACCAUUCACAGCUGAUAGACAUGGACCCUGAAUAUCAUUCAGUUGUGGGAAUCUGUGAGAAUUCUCGAUUGCUCAGGAAGCAUUUAAUGGAGGAGCAUGAGCAAGCACUCGAGAUGGAGAGCAGGCGCCUGUCCGAGUUUCAGUUGUCUCCAAAGCCAACAACGCAGCGCUAUUUUAAUUAUGCAAUAGAUGAUCAGAAGCAUUCUGAAGAUUGUUUCGACUAUCUGUUUGAUGGUGUCAACAAUGGUUCAACAAGUGGAGAGAAAAACAAGCACAACAGCAGCAAUUACAGUGAUGAAGAAAGUAGCCAAGUUCUUAAUCUUCCUGAGAGUCCAUUUGCAUCUCCAAUUGCAAGCAGCAUUCCAGCAGCUAUAUAGGCAGAUACACAACAUGGAUUUCAAAAGGUAGCAAAAGGGAGUUAGUUAUUUUCUCUUCCUGUGGAUACAUAAAUUUUUACACGUUACGGGAAAAGGCUCUCCCAACUUUUGCCGGCAGCUUCACCAUUCAAGCAGAGGAAGCUUCUUCUCCCAGUAUGGCGGCCGUGGAUGCGGAAGGCCACAGAAGGUUGAUAAUGUAAUACUUUUAUACCCUUGGAGUAGUUUCAGUCCCUUAAACAUACUAUUACUACAGAAAUCAAGAGUUUCAAAGAGGAAUUAUAGGAGGAAAACGAGAAAGAAGUUUGUAAUAUAGGUUAGCUGAAAGGGCAUAACAGAAUAUGCAGGAAACACUAAUUGGAAGGUUGUUUUGCAGGAAACACUAGUUGGAAGGCUGUUUUGUCUCUUGUUAUACUCAGUGAGUCAGGACAAAGAGCAAUAUGACUAUUGAAAAGAGUAAAUAUACAGCAAGGAUUCAAAAUUUCAAGCUCUCCCUGCAUACUGCUAUAUAUACACUUCAUUUUAUGUCUGAAAA